Messenger RNA from Adineta ricciae, 1113 nucleotides. NCBI's taxonomy places the organism in Eukaryota, Metazoa, Rotifera, Eurotatoria, Adinetida, Adinetidae. The record is from the annotation of a GenBank genome assembly.
AUGAAUCAUAAUGGAAGGAUAACUAUUCCAAGUGAACUCAUUGGUUCAAUUCCUCGACCUGACUACUUAUUAUCCGCAGUUCGUGAUCAUGAUUGUGGAAGAAUGACAAAUCAACGUUUCCAUGAUUAUGAGAAUCGAUCAGUUCAGAUUACAAUCAGUGAAUUGGAAGCAACUGGAUCGCAAGUUAUCACUGAUGGCGAACAAACAAAAUCAUCUUUUAUAAUUUAUGCAAUUCAACAACUCAUUAACGAAUAUUAUACAUUCUCUUCGGGUUGUUUCUCUUUGACAUUUGCUGAUGGUCGACAACAUAUUCUUCCGCGUUUAGUCAAAUCCCCAUUUCGUCAUGCUACCUAUGCUCAUACAUAUCUUGAUAAUGCAAAGAGAUUUACUCAUUUACCGAUAAAACAAGCGGUGAUUAGUCCGUCAGCUCUAUCAAUGGUUUAUCCCACAGCAACGAUUAAAAAUUAUUCUCAUGAACAGUUUCUCACCGAUCUGAUCAAUGAAACGGAAAAAGAAAUUCGUUUAUGUUUGGAAAAAGGUGCGCAUUGUGUUCAAAUCGAUUUUGUCGAGGCAAAUUUUGCAUUAAAACUCGAUCCAACGGGACAUCUCCUACGCGAUUUUGUUCAACUGAACAAUUGCGUUUUAGAACGAUUCGCUUUCGAAGAACAACAUCGUCUGGGUGUUCAUCUUUGUUCAGGUGGUGAUCAAGAAUGUCAUCAUUCAUUCGAUGCACAUUAUUUACAAGUUCUUCCGAAAAUAUUCGAUCUUCAUGUGUGCAAUUUCUACCUUCAAUUAGCAAGUGAACCUGAUCGAGAACAAGUGUUGCAAUGCGUUCAGAAAUAUAUGCAACCAUGGCAUCGAAUUUUCAUUGGAGUUAUCGAUCCUGUUGAUCCAAAAAUUGAAACACCUGAAGAAGUUUGUGAACGAAUAUUAGAGGCAACGAAAUAUAUUCCAAUCGAACAAUUAGGAACAACUGAUGACUGUGGAUUUGCUCCAUUUGAUGAUGAUCGAUUGAUCACAAGAGAAGCUGCAUUUGAGAAGAUUCGAGCACGUUUAGAAGGAACAAAAAUGGCAGAGGAACGAUUAAUGAAGAAAAAAUCAAAGAGUAUUUAA